This is a messenger RNA of Scatophagus argus, 2528 nucleotides long. RefSeq lists its product as uncharacterized. Lineage: Eukaryota; Metazoa; Chordata; Actinopteri; Scatophagidae. The transcript is spliced from 10 exons. The coding region runs from base 191 to 1975 and encodes 594 amino acids. The record is from RefSeq and is a predicted model, not a curated record.
AUCUGUCCGGAUGGUUUCUGUUUUUCCCUCUUUCCAGCUUCCUGCUCCGUCCCUCCCACCUCAGGUGGUUUAGGUGGGUGAUUGUUUUCACCUGCUGUGAGUUUAUGUAAGCUGUCGACCCAAGAUGGCUCCCUCUUUGUGACCCUUCCGGAAGCCUGAUGCCUCCCAGAAGCUGAAGACGACGACCACCAUGUUGUUGGCACAAGCUGGAUGUGUUUUCAUGGGCUUCAUCCUGUACAUUUCAGGGGUUCAGGGACAAACAAGCAGCAUCUGUGCAUUAAAAGGUUCAUCAGUGGAUCUGACCUGCUCACCUCAACAUCCCACUUCACCCAUGAAAUGGUACACUGUACACUGGAAUGGAUCUGCAUAUGUUCGGAAUGAACUCACUGCAGAUGGAAAUCGUGUAACGUACAACAUGUCUGAAGAGAAUCACCAAAAUCUAACAAUCAAAGAUGUUAGAGAAAGUGAUCAAAGCAGUUAUUGCUGCGGGGAGGAAACUGACCAGGCAUACUUCUGCUGGUUCAAUCGGAUUCAGCUUCAUGUUGCAGAGCUGCAGGUGAAGGUGAUUCCCACCACAGAGGGACACACAGUAACACUGAUGUGUAGCACCAGCUGUCCUCUGACUGGAAACCCUGCAGCCUACAUGUGGUACAAGAACAGAGAGUUUCUCUAUCAGGACUGGUCUCCCUGGUACCAACAGCUGGUCAGCAGUGAGGAAGCAGUCAGAUACUCCUGUGCUAUCAAAGGCUACGAGGAUCUCAGAGCCCCUGAAGUCUCAGUGGAUUCUGUCACAUCGAGCUGCUUUAAGGUGACCUAUGCUGGAGGCACAAUGUGUUCUUCUCAGCAGACAUCAGUGGAUGAGCCCUGCUCCAUCACAUAUCCAACAGACAUACAUGUUCAGAGGAGUCCUGCAGUUGAAUCAGACAACGUCACACUGACCUGUAACACCAGCUGUCCUCUCACUGCCUUCAUAUGGUAUAAGAACAGACUCUUACAAAGACACUCUGAGAAAUCCCAAAUUUUGGUUCCCAGCUCCUCUGCUGACAGAUUCUCCUGUGCUGUAAAAGGCCACGAAGAUCUGCUCUCCACUGCAGUCUGUGUUGUGGACAACAACUGCUGGAGUGUGAAUUAUGUCAGCAGGAGAAUCUGCGCUCUGAGAGGCUCUUCAGUCAACAUUUCAAGUGAAUAUUCUCAUCCCAACUACCUGCAACCCAAGUCUAAAUUCUGGCGUAAAGUAAAGAGAAAUGGGACCAAAGGAGAUAAAGAGCAGAUGAAGGCUGCAGAUCGAGUGAGUUACCACGACAACAUGAAGAACCUCCACAUCCUGACAAUCACUAACCUGACUGAGAAUGACUCAGCAGAAUACACAUUCAGCCUCCAGGAAGAUGAGGGCGAAUGGACACAGUCUGAUUUUCCAGUGACUUUGGUUGUCACAGGUGUGAAAGUGGACUUCAGUCCUUCUGCAGUGGUGACAGAAGGUCAGAGAGUCACACUGACCUGCAGUACCAGCUGUCCUCUGACUGACGACACAAACUACAUCUGGUACCUGAACAGUCGACCUCUGACCCUGCCACAGAACCAAAACAAACACCUGCUUCUAGACCCAGUCAGCAGGCAGCAUGCAGGAAACUACUCCUGUGCUGUCAAAACCCUCCAGAGCAUCAGCUCUCAUGAAAACACUCUCACUGUCCAAAGUGUAGCAGGAAACUGGACAGCAGCAGCAGCAGCUGCAGGAGUCGGUGCUGCUCUCCUGGUUUUAACAACCUCUGCUGUUUUCUGGUGUAUUAGAAGAGAGAAGACGUCCAGCCAGUCCCCAAGAAGUGAAGCCUCAGAGCAGCCAAACCCUGAUGCCACGUAUGAAAACAUGUCAGCUCCAUCAGCAGAGCAGGAUGACCAUCACUACUGCAGACUCCACUUCUCUGAGAACCACACAGAUGAUCUCUACUCCACCAUCCAGCCAAAGCCUUCUCACUAAACAAGUCAGCCUCCCCUCGUAGUGUCAAUAACUGGAAUAACUUCAGUAUCACAGCAGGCGCAGACAAGCGGAAAUCUGAGUGCAGACAUGAAGGUGAGCACAUAUUUUACUGCUGAACUCAGUGGGAAACUUUUCUCUUUGGUUGCUUUCCACACGUCUGGCUGAGGACUCAUGGGGGUCAAACAGUUCUGUUCCCAGUCUUACCCGACUCUCUGGGAGAACACGAGGCUGCUCCUUCUUGCUUUCUUAUCCCCUGAAACCAACUUCUGUGCAGCCUGCAGUGAAGAAACUCACAGAGAGCCACCAAGAGGAAGACUCACGUCAUCUUUCAGAGCAAUUGAGCAAUUUCCUUUGACAGUGAGCUUUAAUAGGCCCAUAUUAUUUAUAGCCCACAUAACCUGCUGAUCUUUUUGCCCAGUAGCCACAGACUUCUGCCUUGGUGGACUGUGUUUCCACUGGAACAGUCAAGAAGACUGCUUUUUGUCUGGCAUUUCUGAUUGUGUGCUGUUUGUGAUCAGUAAUGAGACCUAAUUAAAGUUUGAAUGUGAAAACA